UUGGCUUGACACCAGUCCCUUCAUUAUUGACGGUACUUCCUGACUCUUGCCGGGGCAGUGCCGCAAAGCCGCUGCCUCUUGCGCCGACGGAACAGCCAGCAGCCCAGGCACAAUUGCAUGCAUAAACUGCUCACUAAACCUUGGCAAGCUGCGCCUCUGAGUCUCCAAUCAGAAGCUCAAAUGGCUGAUGAUCUUCCACCAAACCAGCGGUGUGGCAGUGCCAUGAGCGCUCUCUCCAGACUGUGUGGAAGGGUUCUGAUGCCAGAUGGGCAUGGGUCUGUACGUCAAGCUUGCUUGAAAAGCAUUAAGCUCUCGGGAGUUACGAUUAUGACGAGAGAACUCUAUUAAGUGCAGUAAGUGGUUCUCGAGACGUUUUGGGUUUGCAUCGAGCAAGACUACAGCGCCCCGAGAGGGGUCCGGCCAACACCAGUUGAACUCUACAUGAUACCGGUGCCUUGAA
Messenger RNA from Truncatella angustata, 460 nucleotides. RefSeq lists its product as uncharacterized. The coding region runs from base 118 to 348 and encodes 76 amino acids. The record is from RefSeq and is a predicted model, not a curated record. NCBI's taxonomy places the organism in Eukaryota, Fungi, Ascomycota, Sordariomycetes, Amphisphaeriales, Sporocadaceae. The transcript has a single exon.